AUGGGUGAUAAUAUAAAGAGAAUCAAGUUUUAUUUUGUGAUAUUUUGUGUCCUGAUUUGUUUUCCAGUUGUUCGUAGUACUAAUACAAGUACAGUAUGUUAUGGAGCACCUGGUGCAAGAUGUACAACUCACAAACUAUCUUGUAUCAGUCCUCUAGUAAUACAGAUAAUAAAUACAUCAUAUGGAUAUAGAUCAGGAUGUAAUAGUAAUGGUAUAGCUGAUUGUACUGAUACAACAUGUUGUAAAGAAAAACCUGGUGAUUGUUUUCAACAAUUUUCUUCUGAUGAGAAUCGACAAGUAGUUAGAAACUGUAGUGAAGUAGAAACUUGUACUGUACCUAGAUUUCGUGAGGUUAAUGGUAGAGAAUGUGGUGGAACUAUUAGUGCUUACAGUAAAAUACAAUACAGUUGUGUUUCAAAGGGUAUAUUGGAUUUCUGA
Molecule: messenger RNA, 438 nt
Organism: Lottia gigantea (owl limpet)
Lineage: Eukaryota; Metazoa; Mollusca; Gastropoda; Lottiidae
Exons: 2
Coding region: 1-438 (145 amino acids)
Source: RefSeq, a predicted model, not a curated record